Messenger RNA from Verticillium dahliae VdLs.17, 1647 nucleotides. Its product is annotated as nucleoporin GLE1. Lineage: Eukaryota; Fungi; Ascomycota; Sordariomycetes; Glomerellales; Plectosphaerellaceae. Gene Ontology annotation, biological process: regulation of translational termination; regulation of translational initiation; poly(A)+ mRNA export from nucleus. The transcript is spliced from 2 exons. Gene Ontology annotation, molecular function: inositol hexakisphosphate binding; translation initiation factor binding; phospholipid binding. Gene Ontology annotation, cellular component: nuclear pore; nuclear pore cytoplasmic filaments; cytoplasm. The record is from RefSeq and is a predicted model, not a curated record. Bases 1 to 1647 code for a protein of 548 amino acids.
AUGGCGGCUCGCGGCUCGCGCUCCCCUGCUGCCGCUGCUGCUGCUACGGCAAAGAGGAACUAUGGCAGCCCCAUCCGGUCGAGUCCCGAACGACACUCCUUUUCCGAUUACCUGAACGAGGACCGCAAUUCCGAACUGAGCCAUCGUGAGGCCCUCGAGAAUGCCAGACUCGAGCAUGAGCGGGUGAGGCUGAAUGCCCUUCGAAUCGGCAAGCUCCACCAACUGCAGGAAGAGCAGCGCCGCGCAGAGGACGACCGACGUCGGAUCGCCGAGGAAGCACAGCGGCUCAGGGCGCUGCAGCUGAGAGAGCAGGAGAGGCUGAAGGAGGAGGAGAGGGUACGGGCAGAGCAACAAAAGCUGCGCGACUUGCAAGCCCAAAAGGUUCCAGAGCUUCCGCCUCAGCCGAAACCGCAACCACCGCCAGCGGUCAAGCCGCCAGCUGCACCGGCGGUCAACGGUGCCGAUGCCGUCGUGAAGAAGGAAGAGUCGCCGGCAGCCACGACACAGCCAGCACCGACGACGACACCUCAGACGGGCUUGCUCAAGACGCCUUCACCCUUUGCGCCUGUGCAGAAGCCAGCACAAACGACUCCCGCUCCUGGAGCGACGCCGCAACUCAAUGGCGCCCAAGCUGCUGCGGCGGCGCCGGCGGCCGUCGCCAACGCAGCUGCACCUGCUGUGGCAGGUCUUUCCACCUCGGACCGAUACGCACAAAUUCAUCAGGAGCUGAAGAAGCUCCGCAAAGAGCUUGACAAACAGUCCAAAGUUGCUGGCUCGCCCCUGAAGGGUAAACUCGGAGACAUGCGUCGUCAAGCACGCAAGGCAAUGGGUCAGCUCACAGCCGGCAAGGGCGCCAACGCGAAGCCGAUCAACACAAUCGUCGCAACCUUGAAAGAGUCGCUCGACGGCUCGGUGCCGAGUUAUCUGGUCGACGGAUCGAUUUUCGUGGCCGAUUCACGAGACCCCGUUGAGGGUGCAGUGCACAAUGGCCCGCAGCUGCCAGCCGUAUUCAUCUACCUCCUGAGCCACUUGUCAAAGGCCAUGAUUCACCAGUUUGCGAGCGAGGUCGGCGCCAACCCGAAAUCGGCGGAGCCCAUUGGCAUCGUGGCAGCGCAUCUGUUCUCGAAUCCCGACUUUCACUGGCGCGGCAAGUCCAUGAUCGACAUUCUGAUCGCCAAGUUCCGGGUCGCUUGCCCCGUUCUUUUCGGCGCUCGCGGCAACGAUCGAACCGAGGCGGGUCGCCUGGCGGUCGGCUGGAGGAGGGAGGACGGCCGCUGGAUCUCAGAACAGGCACACUCGGACCGUAUGACAGGACUGGGCGCCGGCUUUGCGUCCAUAUCGCUGCGCGACUUUAGCAAGGCGUCCAAGAAGAACCCGUACCCGCCGAGUCACUACUGGACGGCCAUGGCCAAGAUCGUCAACUCGCCUCCGGCCCUCAUCUCGAACACGCAAUACACGGUGCUCAAGGCCAUGAUUGACGGGCACGAGACGCGUUUUCUGCAAUUUUACGGCAACGCGGCCAUCGAGGCCCUGCGUACGGCUCUGGUCGAGUUUCCCAAGAAGGCACCCGCCACGAGCCACACGGCGCAGGCGCUGCAAGUCUUGGGACAGGUCCUGCAGCGGGAUUCGGGUCUCGCUCUGGCCUGA